This is a messenger RNA of Helicoverpa zea (corn earworm), 1322 nucleotides long. It is a transcript of the gene SrpRbeta, whose product is annotated as signal recognition particle receptor subunit beta. The record is from RefSeq and is a predicted model, not a curated record. Lineage: Eukaryota; Metazoa; Arthropoda; Insecta; Lepidoptera; Noctuidae. Gene Ontology annotation, biological process: protein localization to organelle; Golgi to plasma membrane protein transport; intracellular protein transport. Gene Ontology annotation, cellular component: Golgi apparatus. The coding region runs from base 151 to 903 and encodes 250 amino acids. Gene Ontology annotation, molecular function: GTPase activity; GTP binding. The transcript is spliced from 5 exons.
AUUACUUCCAUGCAAGCAACAUCAUCACCAAUCACGCACUAUUUUUUUUAUUUUGUGAGAAGAUUGUUGGAUUUUGGCUAAAUAUUUGCGUUGAUAAUCUCGAGUUUACGCGUUAUAUGAAAUACAUACUCUUGUUUUAAUAGAUUCAUCAUGGAGUCUGAGGUAAUAAAGGAAAAGAUUCACACAGAACCGAUGCUAAAUGAUCCGCGGUAUAUAACCUUACUGAGUGUAAUAGUUCUUCUUUUUACUUUGGUAUUCUGGUGGUUUUUCUCAAGAAGGCGCCAACUUCGCAAGUCUGUGUUGUUGAUGGGCCUCUCGGAUUCUGGUAAAACUCUGUUGUUUGUGAGGCUCGCAUACUCCCAGUACAGACAGACGUUCACAUCUAUGAAGGAGAAUGUUGAGGAGUAUCUUACUUCUAAUAAUGCCUUCAAAAUAGUAGACUUGCCUGGUCAGGAGAGGCUAAGAAAUAAAUUCUUUGACCAAUACAAAAAUAGUGCUAAAGCUAUUGUCUAUGUCAUAGACUCGGUCACCAUUCAGAAGGAGAUUAGAGAUGUUGCUGAGUACCUAUACACUGUGCUAUCUGAUCCAACGAUCCAGAGUUACAAUCCCCCACUGCUGAUCCUGUGUAACAAACAAGACCAGCCGCUGGCUAAGGGCAGCCAGGUCAUCAAGAGUCUGCUGGAGAAAGAAAUAAACCUAGUCCGCGUCACAAAGUCGAGUCAGCUGCAAUCAGUGGAUCCAUCCCAGGGCAACAACGCUGCCUACAUUGGCAAGAUGGGUAAAGAUUUCGAGUUCUCUCACCUCAACUGUCGCGUAGACAUUGCUGAGAGCUCGGCCAACACUGGCGAUGACGACACACCCGCAGACAUUAAUACUCUGCAAGAUUGGAUCUCUAAAUUGUAGUUUUAACUUCAAAACUUCACUCUUCCAUUCUUCUCUAUAUUAUCUGUAUCUUUUCGCAAUAGCUAUGAACAAAACGUCAAACGAACUUGGCGGGAAAUGAACGCGUUUAAGUUUGUCAAAGUACAUAAAAUAUUUGCAAAUGAUAUAGUGGAAACGCUUCUUAAAUUCUCUUAAUUUUUUUGUUUUGUGUAAUUUACUUGUUGAAAUAAACUUUGUGAUUUGGAAUGUGCUGAAAGGGUAAUGAGUAUGCAUUUAUUAUAAAUGGAUGUUAAAAAUGUCCAUAAUUGAAUAUUUUUAUGCUAAGAUAUCCUUGUAUGGGUAUUCCAUGAACUGCAUUUGAUGAAGUAAGUAUGUACUGCUAUUGAAAUAUUUUAUUAUUGUCAAGGAUUUUUUAUAAAUAAAGCUUGACUGAUUUUUUA